Messenger RNA from Nerophis ophidion (straightnose pipefish), 3186 nucleotides. It is a transcript of the gene ubl3b, whose product is annotated as ubiquitin-like 3b. Gene Ontology annotation, molecular function: protein binding. Bases 34 to 708 code for a protein of 224 amino acids. The transcript has 6 exons. The record is from RefSeq and is a predicted model, not a curated record. Lineage: Eukaryota; Metazoa; Chordata; Actinopteri; Syngnathiformes; Syngnathidae.
ACUAACUGUAAAACUUGUUUUAAAGCGGUAAAAAUGGAUGGACGGAAACCAAUAUUCUUGAAACUUCAUCUCCCAGCGUGCUUUGCGGCUGUUUUGUAUGUUUACAAUCAGCUGACAUCCGGCGUCUUGCCGUCCAUUAGCCAGCUGUACGCAACAUUCAGCCUUAGCCAUUUCGCCAUCGAUAUUUUCCGGUGGGAGAGCAACAUAUCGACUAUCUCCCUCCCCCGCUUUACUGGAUGCCCAGUUCCAUCGUAUUCAUCAAAUGCAGGGCUCUGGCCCCGUCUCCAGCAGCUGAAGCGCCCCCCGUCCUGCCCUCUCCGCCCCGGCUCCACUGCUUCCUGUCCGCGCCGAGCUAUGAGCACCCACCGGGAUCUCGACAUGGUACACCUCCGCCUCAUCCUGGUCAGCGGGAAGACCGAGAACUUCACCUUCUCGCCAAACGACUCGGCCACAGACAUCGCCAAGCAUGUGUUUGAUAACUGGCCCACGGGCUGGGAGGAAGAGAGGGUGAGCAGCCCCAGCAUACUCCGCCUCAUCUUCCAGGGGCGCUUCCUUCAUGGCAAUGUGACCCUCGGAGCUCUGAAACUGCCCCCGGGCCGAACCACCGUCAUGCACCUGGUUGCCAGGGAAACGCUUCCUGAGCCCAACUCCCACGGUCAGCGGAACAGAGAAAAAACCACAGAGAGCAAUUGCUGUCUCCUCUUGUAAGGAAUCUACCUUUCAUAAACCCUUCUCCGUCUAACACACACACACACACACACACCCCAUCCCCUUCCUCUUGCUGCUGGUCAUCCUGUCAGCGGUGGACUGAAUCACUGGAAGUUAAGUUGUUGUUUGGUCGGAUAUUUUUUUCGUCCCGUUGGAGGCUUUUUUUCCUCUGUUGUGCCAACCGAUCCACACUUGACUGCGAACACAACAAGAAUCACGGUCGCCUUGUGACAUCAUCGCCAUCGACUGUGCCCUCGCUGGACACCUUUUUAAAGAAGGAAAAAAAAAAUACCGCACCGGAUGCAUUUGCGGACUGAACGCUGUUAACCCCUUAAUGCACUUAACCAGUAUAACGGCAAGUGUGUGGUGUUCCUCCUCCUCCUUCUUCGUGGAUCUUAUUGUUCCUCUCCAUCGGAGGAACAGAGACACAUUGUGCCAUCUUCCUCCCACGUUUUCUGCCUCAGCACCGGUGGCGUCCGUGCCAUGAAAAUGACUUGUGUUUUCGCUCCUUUGGACCAAUUUUUAAAAUGUUCUUGAAGAAAAAGGGGAACGGGGCCGGGAGGAGAGCGUGAGGCCAGUCACUCGCAAAGUCGACGAUGGCGGCGAAAGCUCCUCCCACUUGCAUGAAGAAGCAUUAAGAGGGGGAAAAAAAAGGGAUUUUCUUUUGGGUCCUUUCUCAUUUGCCUUUCAUCGUGGAAUCCAGUAAUAUCAUUAAUAUUGAAAUUUAAAUAUAUCGAUUUUUAUCUUGUGUAUAGGUAUUUGUUCCAAUUUCGGAGCGCGUGUGUGUGUGUGUGUGUGUGUGUGUGUGUGUGUGUGUGUGUGUGUGUGUGUGUGUGUGUGUGUGUGUCUGUCUCAUACUUGCCAACCCUUCCGGAUUUUCCGGGAGACUCUCGAAAUUCAGCGCCUCUCCCGAAAACCUCCCGGGACAAAUUUUCUCCCGAAAUUCAGGCGGAGCUGGAGGCCACGCCCCCUCCAGCUCCAUGCGGACCUGAGUGAUGUGUCGACAGCCUGUUUUCACGUCCGCUUUCCCAAAAUAUAAACAGCAUGCCUGCCCAAUGACGUUAUAACUGUAGAAUGAUCGAGGGCGAGUUUUUGGUUUCUUAUGUGGGUUUAUUGUUAGGCAGUUUCAUUAACGUCCUCCCAGCGCGGUAACAACACACAACAACAGCAGUCACGUUUUCGUCUACCGUAAAGCAGUUCGUCUGCCCUAAACAGCAAUGUUGUGACACUCUUAAACAGGACAAUACUGCCAUCUACUGUACGUUUUGGGCCAUGCUAGGGAGAGAUGGAAGAUUCAAGACUUUAGUGCAUUUGAUGAAAACACUUUUGUGCGUGCCACACAGCAAUGCAUCAUCAGAGAGGGUGUUCAGCAUGGUUAGAAACCUAGUGACAGAGAAUAGAACAAGGAUGGACAAUUCAACCCUUAACUCAACAGUAAGUAGAUGAGUGUUGUGUGUAUAUGUGUAAAUAAAUGAACACUGAAAUUCAAGUAUUUCUCUUAUAUAUAUAAUUAAUAUAUAUAUAUAUAUAUAUACAUAUACAUAUAUAUAUAUAUAUAUAUAUAUAUAUAUAUCCAUCCAUCAUCUUCCGCUUAUCCGAGGUCGGGUCGCGGGGGCAACAGCCUAAGCAGGGAAACCCAGACUUCCCUCUCCCCAGCCAUAUAUAAUAAAUAUAUACUGUACAUAUAUAGCUAGAAUUCACUGAAAGUCAAGUAUUUCAUAUACAUAUAUAUAUAUAUAUAUAUAUAUAUAUAUAUAUAUAUAUAUAUAUAUAUAUAUAUAUAUGUAUGUAUAUAUAUAUAUGUAUAUAUAUAUAUAUAUAUAUAUGUGUAUAUAUAUAUAUAUAUAUAUAUAUAUGUAUAUAUAUAUGUAUGUAUAUGAAAUACUUGACUUGGAAAAUUGUAGCUGUAAAUAUACUCCUCCCCUCUUAACCACACCCCCCACCCCCCACACACCACCCCCACCUCCCGAAAUCGGAGGUCUCGAGGUUGUCAAGUAUAGUGUGUGUGUGCGUGUGUGUGUGUGUGUGUGUGUGUGAUGCUGAGGGUGAGAAAAAGGGGAAAAAAGUGCUAACAGUGGGAAAAAGUUUCCAUUUCUUUCUUUUGAGUAUCUUUUUUGUUUUUGAUGAUCACUGCUAUGAACUUAAGUCAGUAUGAAUACAUGUACAAACUAACACGCAACGUGGUCUAUAGCGAAGCUUGUAUCAUAAAGUAGUAAAUCUUUAAAUAAGGCCACCGUUUUUCGAGAGGAGAGAAGCUGGUGUCAGGUUCAGAGCGGCUGCUUCGGGGUUGUGUUGACUAAUCAAGGUCUUUCCUCAUCGUCUGUUUUUUACCUAAUUAAUGGGCUGUCUUUGAAAUGGUCGACUUUUACUGUCAAGUUGUUAAAAGUAUUGAAAUGAUUGCCGGACUUUAUGACGUAUUGUAAAGAAGUGUGAAUAAUAAUACUUUGUCUGAAAUAAAUUCCUCAUACACAUGCACAA